Messenger RNA from Boeremia exigua, 1994 nucleotides. RefSeq names its product XRCC4-like factor-domain-containing protein. Lineage: Eukaryota; Fungi; Ascomycota; Dothideomycetes; Pleosporales; Didymellaceae. Gene Ontology annotation, molecular function: DNA end binding. Gene Ontology annotation, biological process: double-strand break repair via nonhomologous end joining. The transcript has 2 exons. The coding region runs from base 102 to 1712 and encodes 536 amino acids. Gene Ontology annotation, cellular component: nucleus; DNA ligase IV complex. The record is from RefSeq and is a predicted model, not a curated record.
CGCAUCCCUCGCUACAGCAUACAUAGAAGUCACAUGUUUAUAUAGGCCACAAUGCCCGCCGUGAUAUCGCACCGCCCCCGUGCCCGACCGUGAUCGCUGCAAUGUCGUCGUCCUGGCGCGUGCUGGAGCUGUCCGAGCAGCCAGACGGCGAGCCCAUCCCCCAGCUGCUCGUCAAGCCAGCCUUCAAGGCGCACUCGUACUGCGUCUUCCUCACGUGCUUGACCAACAUCUGGUGUGAGGAGCUGGACCUGGCCGGCAUCGUAGACCGUGCUGUCGAGCAGCAGUCGCCCAUCGAGGUCAGCACGCAGGACACUGCGCAGCUUGCCAUCCUGCUUGAGACCGUCGAGCAGUCGUUGAGCGGCUCAGACACAGCCGAAUGCCGCAUCACUCGUGAAGGGAUCGAUGGCAUCACACUGCACACCACGGUUCGCCUGCCCGAGCCACUCGACUCCUUGACCUGGAAGUUCCAUCUACGGAAGCGCAGCCCGGUUACAUUGAAGAACGAGCUCAUUCUCCCCCUGCUUGUUUCCUCGCAUAUCCAAUACGAGCGCAUCAACGACCUGAUCACGACCAUCGAAAACAAAGACAGCGCAAUCACUCGCCUCGUCGACUCCUUCGAAUCAAACAAUCUAGACCUUGCUGCAGCUUUUCCAAGCAUAGGAGGCUUGAAAACAGGCCGCAAGCUGAUCAAACGUGAGCAAGCAGCCAGGCACCUACCCGCACUCCGCCCCUUCCAGCAGCUUGCUUGGAGGGAAGAAACCGCACAAUUGGCCGACUCGGACGUCACCACGCUAGGCUUGUUCCAGGAAGCGCUCGCGCAAUGCGCCCCAGAUGUGCCUUCGAGCCUGCGAGCAGAAGAUGGUGCCGAAGACUGGCUUCCUGCGGUUCCAAGCCGGCUGACCUAUGCCAAACCGGCUGUCAAGAUCCGGACCAUAGAGCCUGCGCCCCGUUUCCAACCGCCAAAGCAUGGCCACGAGUCGAGUCCCGUCGACGAUGACACCGAAGACGAGUUCGAAGUCCACCGAAACUUCAAGACUCGCAGCAUACCCCAGAAGGUAGCCAAAGCACCCGAGCCACCACUGCCAUCCGCUCACCUGAGCAUGGGCGCCGAGGAUGAGGAAUCAACCGAAGACGACGACGAUCUGGAUGUCCCAGGAAGGUCCCAGAGCCAAGGUCACGGCAGCAGGCAGACACGGCCGCCAUCGCCACCAAUACCCUCAGAGCCGGCGACAUCUCCACCCCCAGCAAGUAAGCCCAAGGGGAAAGGCUUUCGCAUUGGAGGGAAAGCAAAGAAGGAGACUCCUGAGACAUCGCAGUCCGAGGAGAAAGAAACCGUGACUAACCAUGAUUCGAAGGAGGCCUCGAUGCCGCCGCCCUCACAGGUGGACUUACAAGUCGAAGAGUCCCCCAAGAAGCCGAGAAAGCAAUUCAGGAUUGGAGGCAAGAGCAAACCUAUUCGAGAAGCGUCCUCUUCGCAGUGUGAACCAGCGGAGCCGCCCAUCUCAAAUCGCCACAGGGAUACUUAUUCACCGACUCCAAAGUCGUCGCCGCCGCCACUGCCGCAAGAACUUCGUGAAGAAACCGCGCCAGCAGAAGAAGCACAUGAAGAGACGCCAGAGGAAAAGGCGGAGCGCAAACGAGCUGAGCUCAAACGCAGGAACGAGGAAAUUGCUAAGAAGCAGGCGCAGCACAAGAAAAAGAAGCGCUUCUAGCAUAUUUGCCAGACUAUAUACACCAAGUACGCUAGUUUUUUGGCUAAGAAAUGACGUUGGGGGUCUUUAUGAUUUGUGCUAGGUCACUUGCUUCGUUUGCUCAAGUUCACCUUUCACCUCACCUUCCGGCUAUCGUAUACACGUGCGACGCGCCUGCUUUCCAUCCACUGCACUGCACUUGCAGAACCGCGCCUGCUUAUUGAAUCAACCCGGUAGCUGUUAUUCUGUAGCGCGUUGCGGGCGACAGUCGCUCCCCAGCAUCAUGUGUUUAUAUCACUACCU